AUGGGCAAAUUUCAACGUUUGGUGCGCGAAAUCGCUCAAGAUUUUAAAACAGAUUUGCGUUUCCAAAGCUCUGCUGUUAUGGCGUUGCAGGAAGCUAGUGAAGCGUACUUAGUCGGCUUGUUUGAAGACACAAAUUUGUGCGCUAUUCAUGCUAAACGAGUUACAAUUAUGCCUAAAGACAUCCAAUUGGCUCGACGUAUUCGUGGAGAACGUGCUUAAAUUACGAUUUACGCAAGUUAGGCAACAUUGAAUGCAUUUUAUGAAACAAUCGGUCCUUUUCAG
Glossina fuscipes is the source of this 282-nucleotide messenger RNA. Its product is annotated as histone H3.3-like. Gene Ontology annotation, molecular function: structural constituent of chromatin; DNA binding; protein heterodimerization activity. Bases 1 to 219 code for a protein of 72 amino acids. Gene Ontology annotation, cellular component: nucleosome. The record is from RefSeq and is a predicted model, not a curated record. The transcript has a single exon. NCBI's taxonomy places the organism in Eukaryota, Metazoa, Arthropoda, Insecta, Diptera, Glossinidae.